UCGGUGUACGUAUUUGUCGUUGGAGAGCUACCUUUUCGGCAGCAGGUGAGGUCAAAUGCAGAGGAAAAGAACGGAAGAGCGUUGGUGACAGGUGAAGGAAAAUACUUUCGCUUUUAAGCUAAGAAGGGACAAAUGGAGGCGAACAAAACGGAGCUGUCCGAGAGCCUCGUAAUAUGGCUGCAGACCUUCAACACUCCUGCGCCCUGCAGAACGGUGGAGGAGCUGACCACUGGAGCAGCAAUAUCACAGGCACUGCAUCAAAUAGACCCGGCAUGGUUCUCUGACGGUUGGCUCGGCCGCAUCAAAACAGAUGUUCAUGACAACUGGAGACUGAAGAUGAACAACCUGAAGAAGAUCCUUCAGAUGGUGCUUGAUUAUUACAAUGAGGUCUUAGCCCAGGACAUGUCAGACUUCUGCUUGCCCGAUCUGGCCGUGGCGGCCGAGCAUUCCGACCCCGUGGAACUGGGGAGGCUGCUGCAGCUCGUACUGGGCUGUGCUGUCAGAUGUGAGCAUAAACAAGAAUACAUUCAGAUCAUCAUGACCUUGGAGGAGUCUGUGCAGCAUGUGGUCAUGACAGCCAUCCAGGAGCUCAUGAGUAAGGAGGUCGUGGUCCCGUUUGGAGCAGAACUGUCGGGGGAUUUGGAACAGCAGCUGAAAAAAGCCCUCGAGGAACUCACUGAACUUCUGGCAGAGAAGGAAGCGUUAGUCCAACGCUGUCAAGAGCUGGACAUCCAGGUGGCUGUUUUGCAAGAGGAACGGAACAGCUUAUUGGCUGAGAACGAUGUCCUAACGGACCGAGCCAAUCAGCUGGACACAUUCGACGACCCGAGCACCCCCUCGGGAAGAAAACGCAGCCAGCUGCAGCAACAGUUGGAGGCGGUGCAGGAGGAGAACUUCAGGCUGGAGGCCGCUAAGGAUGACUACCGGAUCCACUGUGAAGAGUUGGAGAAGCAGCUGAUCGAGGUGCAGCACCGUAAUGACGAGCUCACCAGCCUGGCAGAAGAGUCCCGAGCCCUCAAAGAUGAACUGGACGUUCUGAGGAACUGCUCAGAUCGGGUGGUGACGCUGGAGGCCUCGGUAGAUACAUACAAACGUAAACUGGAGAAUCUCGGUGAUCUGAAGAGGCAGAUGAAGCUGCUGGAGGAGAACAACAUGACCUACAUGCACAACACUGUCAGCUUGGAGGAAGAACUGCGCAAGGCCAACGCUGCCCGCACACAGCUGGAGACUUACAAGAGACAGGUCCAGGAACUGCACGUGAGGUUGUCUGAGGAGUCGCGGCGAGCGGACAACCUGGCCUACGAGAUGAAGAAGUUGGAGGAAAAGCACGAAACUGUGAUGAAGGAGAAAGAGAGGACCAUCAUCGAGAGAGAUUCUCUGAAGGAGAUCAAUGAGGAGCUGCGAUGCACUCAGGCUCAACAGCACCAGCUCUCCCAACCAGGGAUUCUUCCUGCUAGCAGCCCCAGCCAUGAGAACCUGGCAGCUGAAUUAAUACCCAUUGAGUACAGAGAGAAGUUCAUCAGGCUGCAGCAUGAGAACAAGAUGCUGAGAGUGCAGCAGGAGGAGUGUGAGAGGGAGAAGAUCGCUGCACUGCAGAGUCAGCUGGAGGAAGCACACAAGACACGCAGCGAACUGGACACGGAGAACAGAUUGAGUCGAGAGCGGAUCAGUGAGCUGCAGCAGCAGGUGGAGGACCUCCAGAAGGCUCUGCAGAGUCAGGCGGCCAAACCUGAUGAUUCAAACCUGAAGCGGAAACUCGAUGCGCACAUGGUGCAGCUGAACGAGGCUCAGGACGAAAUCAUGAAGAAGAAAGAGCUGCUGGAGGACCUUCAGCCUGACAACACUCAGACCUCCUUGAAGCUGGAUGAGCUGAACGCCGCUCUGAAGAAGAAGGACGAUGACAUGAGGGCCAUGGAAGAGAGGUACAAAAUGUACCUGGAGAAAGCUCGCAAUGUUAUCAGAGCGCUGGAUCCUAAACUGAACCCAGCCACCGCUGAGAUCCAGGCUCUGAGGAGCCAGGUAGCAGAUCGGGACAAGCAGAUUCUCAACCUGGAGCGUCAAUGUGAGCAGGCCAAGCUGAGAGAGUAUGAGGAGAAGCUGGUCGUCACUGCGUGGUACAACAAGAGUCUGAACUUCCAGAAGCUGGCGAUCGAGUCCCGCCUCGGCGGCUGCACCUCCUCCGUGCUGUCCCCCGGCCAGUCCUUCCUGUCCCAGCAGCGGCAAGUCUCAAACACCCCGCGCCAGGCGCUUUCCAGCACCGUGCCUGCCGCUACCUCCAACUAGACCUCGUCAAAGAGUCCCACGUCUCACCUUUUAUUCAGUCGGGGGACGAUUACUCUCCCUCACUCCCUCCCACCGGCGAGCACUACAAGUGACCUUAAACACACCUGCUCUCGCAGCUCGGGGAGGGGUCACGGAUCAGCUGAUCAAUGAGCUGAUCGAACACGACCUUAUUGGUCACAAACCCGAGACUACAGCACACUGUCCCACACGACACGGGCUACAGGCGGCCCUCUCACAGGACAGGAACUAACCACCUGUGUUUAAAUACACUGUCCCAACCCGUAGACUUGGAGCUUAUUUCCCUUCUGCCCUGUGUGUUUGCUUUGCAGCUCAGCUGAAUACUUUGCAAUCAAUAUAGCCUUCAGUCUCUUCUAUCCUUUCAUGAUGAAUGAGAGGAAUGUUAACGAAUGCUUCACUAUUUUAUUCUGAAUUGUAGCCCGUAAUAUACAUAUAUCUGUAUAUCUGUGUAUCUGUAUCAUAUAUAGAUAUAUGAAUGUGACUUUUAAAAACUUGAAUUCUAAAGCCAACUAACUUCAGAUGAUUGUUGAUUUAUGGAAAAGUAAACCAUCACACUAUGCAGUUAAGGGAGCACCGGUGUAGUCAUCCUGCAGGCUGACGAAAAGACAAACGUGCUUCAGAUGUCUCUGAGAGAGUGAUCGUUGUAUUUGGUGCUGGCCGCCAACUGCUUUAAAGCAUCAGUCACAUAUUCUUGUUUUGUUUUUUUACUAAAAUGGAACACGCUCAUUAUGUAAAGCUUUGAAAAUCAAAUAAAUCACAUUAGAGUAAUAUUUCACCCCCAACACGACCAUUUGCAUGUCAAUUACUCCCCGUUUGUUACUUUAAACUCUUAAAGAAAACGUUUUUCUCUCAUGCCUCCACGGUAAACAGGAUCAGAACACUGAGUAAAGUCGUGAUGAAUUGAAGGAAAUGGAUGUCGCGUUUAACAACAACAAAACUUUAUCAAAGCAUCUGAACUCUCACACAACUCCUGCUGUAUAAGACUCAUUUAUCAAGUCGUACGCUCACUUAUUCCCAAACGCACGCGUCUUCAUUUAAAUCACUCUCUCACUCUCUUGUGGAGGGCCACUACCUGACGUGUUUCAAACAGUACGAAAUCCAGGCCUUCUGUAUCGACAUCGUGUAUCUUCUAUAUUCCUAAAGUGUGAUUUGACUUCCUGACUGGCAGCAUUGCUCUAAAUGGAAACUGGCGGGCCUUAUUUAUUCUCUGUCUUGAAUCUUAUUUAGCGGUGAGAAAUCAAAUCUGUGAAGUUGUGCAGCUGUAAUGUGAACAUGAUUUUAACACCAGCUUCUGACUGCAAAUUGUAACUGAAUUUCAAUGCUGAUCUUGUAUUUAAUCGUGGAUGUUUUCAGGCUACUUUGGUGGAAGUUGAGAGUGAAGAGCUCUGUUGUAGAAGCAGGCGUUUACUUUGAUGUGGGUAAUUAAGUCUUAAGUUAAAAAUGAGACGGGUCUUGAUUACCUCGUUACUCUGUACGUUUGCAAUAACACUGAAGAGGAAUUCCGUUGUGGCAGUUUUGUGAUCUAUAAACGUGUGUCAAAGCGCUUUUCUUUUCCUUUGCAGUGGAUGAUUCUUGUAGAUUGCCGAUUCAAACGUUCAUUUGUAUGAAAAUAAGAAGUUCAAUCAAACGUAGCGCAGCAUAGAGACGACGUGUUUGUGUGUAAAUGAAGAAAAGUGAGGAAGGCAUUAUGAAUUCAACAUUUAUAGCCUUUGGUUUUCUUGUGAAUAAAUCAAAUAAAUUCUU
Messenger RNA from Anarrhichthys ocellatus (wolf-eel), 4044 nucleotides. RefSeq names its product hook microtubule-tethering protein 1 (gene hook1). Gene Ontology annotation, molecular function: microtubule binding; dynein light intermediate chain binding. Gene Ontology annotation, biological process: cytoskeleton-dependent intracellular transport; cytoplasmic microtubule organization. Lineage: Eukaryota; Metazoa; Chordata; Actinopteri; Perciformes; Anarhichadidae. The record is from RefSeq and is a predicted model, not a curated record. The transcript is spliced from 22 exons. Gene Ontology annotation, cellular component: centrosome; cytoplasm. Bases 133 to 2283 code for a protein of 716 amino acids.